AUGCGCAUCGCUUCCACGUCUCUCCUGCUAGCCAGCUUGGCACUGGCGGACGCCCUCAAGACGCCGCUUGAGUAUGAGCAUGAGUUCUCGGCCUGGAUGAAGACGCACUCCGUCUCGUUCUCGGACGCGCUCGAAUUCGCUAAGCGUCUGGAGAACUACAUCGCCAACGACAUGUACAUCAUGGAACACAACCUCGAGAACGCCUGGACAGGCGUGAAGCUGGACCACAACGAGUUCUCCAGCAUGUCGUUCGAAGAGUUCAAGUUCAAAAUGACGGGCUACGUCAUGCCCGAGGGCUACUUGGAGCAGCGUCUGGCCUCCCGAGUGGACAAUCUCUGGAGCGACGUGCAGGUGCCUGACUCAGUGGACUGGCAAGACAAGGGAGGCGUGACCCCCGUCAAGAACCAGGGAAUGUGUGGCUCGUGCUGGGCCUUCUCCACUACGGGUGCUGUAGAGGGUGCGGCCUUCGUCUCGAGCGGGAAGCUGGUCAGUCUCUCGGAGCAGGAGCUGGUGGACUGCGACCAUAAUGGAGACAUGGGCUGUAACGGAGGUCUCAUGGACCACGCCUUUGCGUGGAUUGAGGACAAUGGAGGUAUCUGUAGCGAGGAUGACUACGAGUACAAGGCCAAGGCUCAAGUCUGCCGCGAUUGCGAGAAAGUUGUCAAGAUCUCGGGUUUUCAGGACGUCAACCCGCAGGAUGAACACGCACUCAAGGUGGCGGUCGCUCAGCAGCCAGUUUCGGUGGCUAUUGAGGCAGACCAGAAGGCGUUCCAGUUCUACAAGUCUGGAGUCUUCAAUCUCACAUGCGGCACGAGACUGGACCAUGGUGUGCUAGCUGUGGGCUAUGGCUCGGAAAAUGGACAGAAAUUUUGGAAGGUUAAGAACUCGUGGGGAUCCUCAUGGGGUGAGAAGGGGUACAUCCGUCUUGCACGUGAGGAGAACGGACCUGCUGGACAGUGCGGCAUCGCCUCGGUGCCUAGUUACCCGUUCGCGACGUUGAUUAAAAAGGACGAAGAAACGGAGACCCAGAAGAUUGUUGAGGAGCCGCGAUCGGUCCCUGCUGCAAACGCCGUGGAGUCGUUCCCUGCCGAAGAAGCACGCGACUUCCGUCCCGUGAACUUGGCUGAUCUGUUCUCCUCCGCGAAGAUUAAACAGUGUGGUGAUGUUGGCAGCGCGAUCAUUGACUUCUCCGACCUGGAAGUCACCCCGUCGUCCCCUCAACGCGGCCAGCCGGUUUCAUUUUUCGGCAAUGGGAACGCGAAGAAGGAUUUCGACUCGGCGAACUUCAAGCUGGGCGUCAAGCUGGCCGGCACGCAGGUGUUCGGACACUCGGGUAAGCUGUGCGGCGACACCCACAUCCCUCUUCCGCUGGGCUUGGGCCACAUCGAUGUGCACGGCUUCGCGUGCCCCAUGAAAAAGGGCAAAUCUUCGGACCUGAAGGUGGACGUGAACCUCCCAAUCAUUGCGCCUGCUGGCAACUACGAGAUCCAGCUGACGAGCGAUGACGACAGUAACAGCUCCUUGUUCUGCGUGAAUGUUGAGCUUGACCUGACGGGUGGCGAAACCGCGAAGAAGACCCACGUGUACGAACCCAUUUCGUACAUGUAA
Messenger RNA from Phytophthora infestans T30-4, 1608 nucleotides. RefSeq names its product cysteine protease family C01A, putative. Gene Ontology annotation, molecular function: cysteine-type endopeptidase activity. Gene Ontology annotation, cellular component: lysosome. The transcript has a single exon. The coding region runs from base 1 to 1608 and encodes 535 amino acids. NCBI's taxonomy places the organism in Eukaryota, Oomycota, Peronosporomycetes, Peronosporales, Peronosporaceae. The record is from RefSeq and is a predicted model, not a curated record.